UAAUUUGCUCGAAUGACAAAUGAUAUCCUAUUUUCAGGAGGCCUACCGCGAAAAUCGAAACUCCAUAAAUUGCGGGGAUCUUUCUCUUUUACUCUCACUAAGACUCUAAUUGUGUGACAGAGAUAAAUGCCCAUAAUUGAAUAACUUCGAUUUUCGCGGUUAUAGCCCGGAUAUCCACAAAACGAACAUAUGUCAGUCAGAUGUAAACUAAACAAACGUCAUUUCAAAAAUAAACUCAUUCACAUCACAUCUUAUUUAUUAGAACAGAAUCGCUUGUUUAUACUCUUCUAACUAAAAAUGAAGAUACCAUUGUUAGUAACGAUUUGUAUGUGUUGUUACCCACUUGAAACUGUACAGCAAGAAGGACCAGACCCUUGGCACAAUAAAAAUGACGCAAUACUUCAACAAAAUGAGAAUAUUGAUGUUACACCUGAUCUAAGGAUGUCUUUGCCUCAGAUUAGGCCUACAGAAUCCGCUAGUACAGGGAUGAGAGACUGGUUCUUUAAACGAAUGCUAGCCAUUAUAUUAAAAGGAGGGCAAUAUAAAAAAAAUGAAGACAACUCAGUUGAAGUUUCAGUUCAAAUGCGAUUUGACGAGAGUCAAUGGACCACUUUAAAUGAUUACCUCAAUCCAAAUGUAGGUCUAUCUGAGGAAAUAUUCCGUCGAUCAGUGGGAUAUGUGGAGAAUGCCAUUUACAAGCCUAGUGUUUCCGAAAGAAUAGUUAUGGCGUGGAAUAAUUACAUCCAAUUUUAUUUGGUGGAAUAUAAGAUGGAAAUCACAGUGGCGUUUGGAAUAUUAGCAGCUGCUGGUGCAAUGAUGUGGCUGUGGAAUCAUAUGUCUCAUAGACACUUCAAGAUUAUUGUUUUUAUUGCAUUAUAUUUAUAUGAAGUAUUUCUUUCAUACAAAGAGGCUGAGCAACACGAAUUUGAUCGCUACAUGUCAGCAAUUAAUAAAUGUAAAUGGUAUUUCUGGUCCUCUACCUGUGAUGUGCCACCUCCCGAUCCUAUAAAGUUCUUGAAAUAUAUGAACCCAUUGAAAAUCGGUGUGAGGAUGUUUACUACAAUUAUAUCUGAGCCUAUGAUCACUAUAAGUGCUACAGUGCAGACUAUAAUACAUGGGAUAACAGAUGGCAUGUGGUUUCCCCUGAAUGUAAUAAUGACAGGUUUAUUAACUUUAGCUUUUACUAUUAUAUUAGUUGUUCUUCUUGUGAUGAUAGUAUUUACCUAUAUACUUAACAUUCCCUUUAAUCUUAGUUUUCUAUGUGGUUUAUUUAGCAUUGGCGUGAAUGAAAAAUGUGGUAGGACUAAUACAAGUAACGUAAGCGGUAAUCAGCUACCUAGCAUAGAUGGUGGUGGAGAUCGGAUAAGCAGCGCCACUCUAGAUAGGAUAUUAGAUGUAUGUACGCGGGCACUUACAAGUGCACAAAUUAAUAAUACAAGUUCUACUCAAAUCCCACGAAUCCAGGCUGCAAGACCUCUUAGUAUUAGUAAUGGAACAAUACCAAUAACUUCUUUAAAGAGGUCUUCUAGCACUGGACGAUUGCAAGAGUAUAAAUCUUAUAAUCAUGAUUUUGAACUGUCUACAAUAGAUUCUGCAGUUAGAAAAAGAAAUCAUGGGAAUACAAGAUUAAAUGAUGGCAGUGGUGAUGCAUUUUAAAAUGCACGGACCUAACUGAGUAGAACUAGAAGCUUUGAGGGUAUCAAAUUCCGUUUGAUAUUAUAAUAUGCACAGGGCCGUAGGAGACGAGGAAUGCCUUCAACUAAUAAAACAUGUAGACCGAAAAAAACGGUUUUUUAGAUCAUAACUAACACAUCAAGUUUUUUUCACCAUACUACCUGGUACCCAACUUCAAAAUUCAUUUCUAGUUACGGCCCUGUAUUGUAGAAUAAGGCAGGUAUAAUAUAAUCAUGUUCGACUAACUCUGUGAUAUUUUUUAAUUGAAAUUGAAUCGUUAUUUAUGUUGGCUUUUUACCAGUAAUAUGUAAAUAAUGACUAAGUAGGUUUAUUUUUGGAUGAAAUGUAAUAUAAGGUGCAUUUUUUUACGUUUCUGUUUAUGGUUGAGUUUUAGCGGAAAAAGCUAAAAAGGAGGCUGUUGUGCUUGCAAGUAGUAAGUACAUUUAUCAUCAUUUUCAUAAAGAUGUGCACAGUACAGAUCUAGCGAAUAUGCCGCUCGCGCCCUGCGUGCGCUCUGCAUGCGUGCAUAGUACAGUUAGUUUUAACAGUUUACUCGCCUAAUUGGCACAACUCGUAUAACACGCCACUAGAUACAGACGGGCUGGCAGCCCUGCAAACGAGCAGUUGCGCCAUGACGCACGAGUAGGAGGCCAAUUCGAACGUACACUUGAAUAGCAAAAUUAUAUCAUUUAGUUAUCAUUCGUGCUUGCAUUUCGCUCGUACCUGUCCGUACACGCAUUAGCGCGAGCGAGACGCACGGGCGAAUAAGAACAAAAUGACAUCAUUUAGAUGUGAAAAUGUAAGUUUGAAUUAGCCUUCUGCUCGAAAUUGACCGUACUACGUAAUGCACAAGUGCAGCCGCGAUUCAAGCUUUCGCUGGACUUGGACGCAACAAGAAUCUAACGUUAUUAUAUAAUUCCAGACUUAAUGAUCAGAAUAAAAUUGAAAAAAACUGUAUGCAGCAUUUCAGAUGGACGUUAAUAACUUCCCUUAGGCAAUAAAUAAAUAUUUAUUAGGUCUUUUUUCAGCACUUUUCAUUGAUAAUCUACUCUAUAGCGAAACGAAUCUUGUAACUCGAUAAUGUUUUUAACCCAAUUCAGCGCUAAUCAAGUUUGUCGUUUUGCCUCUACAUACCGGGAAAACUAUGUUAUCAGCUACGACGUAGCGCUACGACCGUAGCUCAGCGGUGAAUGUGUUAAUGAGAUUUUUGUAAACUUUAAUAAAGUCCUAGUCAAUAUAA
Molecule: messenger RNA, 2914 nt
Organism: Cydia pomonella (codling moth)
Lineage: Eukaryota; Metazoa; Arthropoda; Insecta; Lepidoptera; Tortricidae
Exons: 5
Coding region: 298-1656 (452 amino acids)
Source: RefSeq, a predicted model, not a curated record